UCAUUGCUUACACAAUACAAGGGGCAGAAGAAGAGGACAAGAGAAAGAAAGAGGAGAAAAAAAGAAAGGAAUCAAGACAGAGAACUAUGUGCUUCGAGUGGAAGAACCGCUUCACGUGCGGGCACGUCGGGUUCAGAAAGGUCGAGCGCUGCAACUCGCUGGGCAGCGGGUGCUUCGGGCCGGACGGGACUGAGAAGUUUGUCGACGUCCAGUCGCUGUGCUACGACUGCAGCGCGAGGCUGCAGCAGGAUCAUCCCGCGUCCGGGACGGCCCAGAGCAACCCGCUCGCCGCGAGGGAUGCGGCAGAUGCGGCAGGAGCGGGGACCUGGGCCUGGGCGCGGCCGGGAACAGUUGCAAGGUCCGGGUCCUGGUCCUGGUCCGCCGCGGGAUCCGGGGGAGACAAGCCGCAAGCGGGGGAACUUGGUGGCGGUGGAAGGGCCGAGACAUGGGGCAUGUCACCGGGUGUGUCAUCGGGCAUUCCGCCGGGGGUAUUACCGGGCAUGUCACCAGACCUGUCAUCCGGCAUGUCCCCAGGCAUGUCACCCGGCACGUGAGACAUUUGGAGGAGGAAGAGAAUGGGUUGUUAUUGAUGGUCCGAGUGAUGAAGCGGUCUCUUUCCCAUGUUAUCGAUGUCCGGGAUGAUUUUGUGUUCU
Molecule: messenger RNA, 653 nt
Organism: Thermothelomyces thermophilus ATCC 42464
Lineage: Eukaryota; Fungi; Ascomycota; Sordariomycetes; Sordariales; Chaetomiaceae
Exons: 1
Coding region: 87-554 (155 amino acids)
Source: RefSeq, a predicted model, not a curated record